AUGAGCCAGUUUGUACCAAAUGUUUCGCACCACAUCCGGGCUGCAAGUAGCCAUCAGCACAGACCUGUGUGCUGGGCAGAUAAAGGGAAGGAUGGAAGUGACACUUGUGAGGGGCGUAGCAAGGCACAUGGCCAUGGAGGGUAUGAUUCUGACUUUAGUGAUGACGAGAAUGGAGAGAAGUCUGUGCAAAAGACUAAAAGUAUAAAGGAAGAUGGCCUUCUGACAAAGCCAUUUCAAAAAGCAAAACAAGGCAGUGUGGCUCACAGACAAUUUGCAGCUGAAGAAUGGGAUAGGGAAGAAGCAAGAAAAAGAAGAUUCCACUUGAUAGCAAUGGAUGCCUAUGAAAGACAUAAAAAGUUUGUAAGUGACUACAUUUUAUACUAUGGUGGCAAAAUAGAGGAUUUCCGACGUUCUGGAGCAAAUGACAAGACGGAUCUUGAUGUUAUUAGAGAAAACCAUAGAUUCCUGUGGAAUGAAGAUGAUGAAGCAGACAUGAAUUGGGAGAAGAGGCUUGCAAAGAAGUAUUAUGACAAAUUGUUCAAAGAAUACUGUAUAGCAGAUCUCAGUAGAUACAAAGAGAAUAAGUUUGGAUUUAGAUGGCGACAUGAGAAAGAAGUAAUUUCAGGAAAAGGUCAGUUUUCCUGUGGAAAUAAGCACUGUGAUGAGAAAGAGGGCCUGAAGAGCUGGGAGGUGAAUUUUGGUUACAUUGAACAUGGUGAAAAGAGGAAUGCACUUGUGAAACUGAGACUAUGUCCAGAAUGUUCUUACAAACUAAACUUUCAUCACAGGAGGAAAGAAGUCAAAGCAUGCAAGAAAAGAGGCACAGCUAUACCGAACUCUAAAGAGCCAAAAAUUAAGAAGACAAAAUUAUCUUGUUCAGCAAAAAAGAAGUCCAAAAAAAAGACCCAUAAAGAUCAGGUUUCUUCAGAAGAUUCAGAUAAUUCUGAUAAAGAUUCACAUAACAGUGAUGCACAAGAUGGUCCUUCAGAUGCUGACUUUUGGAAAGGUCCUCUACAAGAAGCAGAUGAAAAAUCACGUGAGGAGGAGUUCGAUGAGUAUUUUCAAGACUUGUUUCUCUGAAAUUUGACAUUGAGGUAGUCUGAUCUUCAUGAGUUGUCAAGGUGAAAGUCUGGAAAUCCAGAUAUAAUUGGGGACCAGAGACCUCUUUCUGCCAGCAUACCUUUUCUACAGUCACUCAUAUGGACCAUCUCAGUAGAUUAUCGUUGUAGAAGGCUUCAGG
Balearica regulorum gibbericeps (East African grey crowned-crane) is the source of this 1240-nucleotide messenger RNA. Lineage: Eukaryota; Metazoa; Chordata; Aves; Gruiformes; Gruidae. The record is from RefSeq and is a predicted model, not a curated record.